GUUCCCUCUGUGUUGUGAUAUGCCAACACAAUACUUGACUCAUUUGGGUGACCUGCGGUUUUGUCUUGUCCAGAGUGGCUUCAAUUACGAUGUCAUGGAUCGGCAAUCUCUUUAUAUCACCACAUUCCGAAUUGAGGAAGGAAACAUUAUCAAGGUUUUAGAUUCAACCAGUCGUUAUAUGGAUACUGCGGGCUCUUUUUUCAGUGUUGCCUUCUGCUUCCCAGUAGAAUGUGAAGAUAUUGGACGUAAUGAUGAUAAUACCACCCCAAUGAACCAGCUGAACCAAGAAGAAGAAACUACGGGCAAUCAUGUUGGAGGCACAGACCGGGGCACGGACAGCGGCUCCAAUGGUUUGAAUGAGCUAUCAACAAGUCAAUCCCGGAAGGUGUGGAGCUCGUGGGCCAUGAAUAAGGCGAAGGUCGUCACUCUCUAUGGAUUCAUUCCUCUUGUCAUCAUUAUGGGAAUGAAGUUUUCCAAGCCUGGACUUUCUCAGCUUCUCAGCCGUGAUUAAAUCCUUCAAUCCAAUAUGGCGUUGUGAGA
Messenger RNA from Rosa chinensis, 540 nucleotides. RefSeq lists its product as uncharacterized. The coding region runs from base 20 to 511 and encodes 163 amino acids. The record is from RefSeq and is a predicted model, not a curated record. The transcript is spliced from 3 exons. NCBI's taxonomy places the organism in Eukaryota, Viridiplantae, Streptophyta, Magnoliopsida, Rosales, Rosaceae. Gene Ontology annotation, cellular component: mitochondrial outer membrane translocase complex. Gene Ontology annotation, biological process: protein import into mitochondrial matrix.